CUUCAUAGUUCAGUUCUACUUAGUGUUUUCUCCAUCUUCUAUGUCAUUUCUGAGAUGUAGGCUGGAGUACAGCAUAUGCAUAAUUUAGAGCAAAUUUAUUACUAAGCGCUCGUAUUUUCCAGGAAAAAGGUGAUGUGAGUGACUAUAGUUUAAAAGACAUUGCCUGCUGUCUUCUGCUAGGAUAAAAUAAACAUAUCCGUGGACAUUGUUAAGUAAGGAGUGAAAGGUGUCAGUAAGCUCUUAGAUCUGUAGGAGUGACGUGAUUAAUUUUUAGUAAAGUUGUCUGGGGUAUGAGGAAAUAAUGGGACCAUUCUAAACUAGAUUGUUUUCAUGAGGUGAGCACAUGGCAUGAGCUGUUGAAUGACAUGAUAUAAUCUGUGUCAGCAUCUAUGAGAAGUUAAAGACUUAUCUACAAGGGAUAAUAUGCCAUGUGUGUUACUGUGAGUAAAGGGAAUGUCGUCACUCAUUUGGAUUCGCUCAGCAUUUUAAAAAUGGUUUCCCCUGUUAUUGGGAAAUAUAUAGUUGUUUAUUACUCUUGAGCUGUAUAGAGGCAAUGUGAAGCAAUAUACAUUUUUUUUUAACAACAGUUUGCUAAAAGUAAGGUUUUUUUCCUCUUCUCAUAAUAAAAAAGAUUCUUGAAGGUUAAAGUUGAAAUUUCAGUAGGUUAGAUAAUAAAAGUUAAAAGAACAUGGGUUUUUGUGAUUGAAAGCAAUCAUUCUGAGUUGCAUACAAAUAGAUACUUUUGUUUGUUUGUUUUCUUCAUUAAAGGUGGCUUUCUAGAAGAUGACCAUAGAGGACCUUCCGGAUCUUUCAUUAGAAGUAAAUCCUUUGAUUGGAAGAUACCCAUUUUUAUUUCCAGGUUCUGAUACACCAGUUAUCUUUUCUGUUUCUGCAGCACCAAUGCCUUCAGACUGUGAGUUUUCUUUCUUUGAUCCUAGCGAUGCAUCGUGCCAGGAAAUUCUCUUUGAUCCCAAAACUUCAGUGUCAGAAUUAUUUGCCAUUUUAAGACAGUGGGUUCCUCAGGUCCAGCAGAACAUUGACAUUAUUGGAAAUGAGAUUCUUAAGAGAGGUUGCAAUGUAAACGACAGAGAUGGACUGACAGAUAUGACCCUUUUACAUUAUACCUGCAAAUCUGGAGCCCAUGGUAUUGGUGAUGUUGAGACAGCUGUGAAAUUUGCAACUCAACUUAUGGAUCUGGGAGCAGAUGCUAGUUUGCGGAGUCGCUGGACAAACAUGAAUGCUUUGCAUUAUGCUGCUUAUUUUGAUGUCCCGGAACUUGUAAAAGUCAUUUUGAAGACAUCUAAACCAAAAGAUGUGGAUGCUACUUGCAGUGACUUUAACUUUGGAACAGCUCUGCAUAUUGCAGCAUAUAAUUUGUGUUCAGGUGCUGUGAAAUGCUUAUUGGAGCAUGGAGCAAAUCCCGCAUUUAGGAAUGACAAGGGACAGAUCCCUGCGGAUGUUGUUCCAGACCCAGUAGAUAUGCCAUUAGAAAUGGCAGAUGCAGCUGCAACUGCUAAAGAAAUCAAGCAGAUGCUGUUAGAUGCAGUGCCUCUGUCAUGUGCUAUCUCAAAGGCGAUGCUUCCAAAUUAUGAUCAUGUUACUGGCAGGGCACUGCUGACAUCACUUGGCCUGAAGUUGGGGGAUCGUGUUGUUAUUGCAGGACAGAAGGUUGGAACAUUACGAUUUUGUGGAAAAACUGAAUUUGCAAGUGGGCAGUGGGCUGGCGUUGAAUUGGAUGAACCAGAAGGAAAAAACAAUGGAAGUGUUGGAAAAGUCCAGUACUUUAAAUGUGCCCCCAAAUAUGGUAUUUUUGCACCUCUUUCAAAGAUAAGUAAAGCAAAAGACCGAAGGAAGAAUAUGAUACACACUUCUUCUACAAAAGCUGUACCUCUCAUCAGGUCCCAGAAAAUUGAUGUAGCCCAUGUAACGUCAAAAGUAAAUACUGGAUUAAUGACAUCAAAAAAAGAUAGUGCUUCUGAAUCAAUACUUUCAUUACCUCCUGGUGAAGAAUCGAAAACUGUAACAGAAAAAGAUGUUACCCUGCUUGGCUCCAUCAGCAGCUCCUCCUCUACGUCUUCUUUGGAACACAAACAGAACUACCUCAAGAAACUGAGUGCAAGUAGCAAUAACAAGAAGACAAUGAGCAAAAGCUCUUCUGUUUCAUCUCGAGCCAGUGCUGGUUUGAAUUCCUCAGCAACAUCUGUAGCAAAUAAUACCCGUUGUGAAGGAGAACUCCUCCUUGGAGACAGAGUGUUGGUUGUAGGCCAGAGAAUUGGGACCAUUAAGUUCUUUGGGACAACAAACUUUGCUCCAGGAUAUUGGUACGGUAUUGAGCUUGAAAAACCCCAUGGCAAGAAUGAUGGUUCAGUUGGAGGUGUGCAGUAUUUUAGUUGUUCUCCAAGAUAUGGCAUAUUUGCUCCCCCAUCCAGGGUGCAAAGAAUAACAGAUUCCCUGGAUACUCUUUCAGAAAUUUCAUCAAAUAAACAGAAUCAUUCUUAUCCUGGUUUUAGGAGAAGUUUCAGUACAACUUCCGCUUCUUCCCAAAAAGAGAUUAAUAGAAGAAAUGCUUUUGCCAAAUCAAAAGCUGCUUUACAUCGUAGUUGGAGCAGCACUACUACGAGUAUUGAAGGGAGUGUGAAGCUGCGAGAGGGCUCCCAGGUCCUCCUGACAAGUUCUAACGAGAUGGGCACUGUUAGGUAUGUGGGCCCCACAGACUUCGCCUCCGGUGUCUGGCUUGGACUUGAGCUCCGAAGUGCCAAGGGAAAGAACGAUGGCGCAGUGGGUGGCAAGCGCUACUUUACAUGUAAGCCAAGCCACGGAGUCUUAGUUAGACCAAGCAGGGUAACCUACCGGGGCAUUAAUGGGUCAAAGCUUGUGGAUGAGAAUUGUUGAAUUAAACGAGCUCUAGUAGAUUAGUAUACUAUGUGGUGUA
Messenger RNA from Trichechus manatus latirostris (Florida manatee), 2932 nucleotides. RefSeq names its product CAP-Gly domain containing linker protein family member 4 (gene CLIP4). Gene Ontology annotation, cellular component: microtubule plus-end; nucleus; cell cortex. Gene Ontology annotation, molecular function: microtubule plus-end binding. The record is from RefSeq and is a predicted model, not a curated record. Bases 784 to 2892 code for a protein of 702 amino acids. Gene Ontology annotation, biological process: cytoplasmic microtubule organization. The transcript is spliced from 15 exons. Lineage: Eukaryota; Metazoa; Chordata; Mammalia; Sirenia; Trichechidae.